Messenger RNA from Chiloscyllium plagiosum (whitespotted bambooshark), 1132 nucleotides. Lineage: Eukaryota; Metazoa; Chordata; Chondrichthyes; Orectolobiformes; Hemiscylliidae. The record is from RefSeq and is a predicted model, not a curated record.
CCUUUUGAAUCAACGUAUUCAUAUACCUGAUGUGUGCAAAUGAAGUACAAUGUCAGCCUGAUCUUGUGCCACAGCUUAAAAAUGGAUUCCAUUGUAUCUACCAGAAUCCAUAACUCGUGUAUUGGUUAUGGCUCUGGUUCUGUUUUGAAGAAUGUGCUUUGAGUUUAAUGCUUUUGCCAACACGUCCCUUGCCAGAAACCUAACCAGCUGAUGCCAGAUAACUUGUUUUCCUGUUAGGUCCCCAUCUGCUACCUCUUGUCAACACAUUUCCUCCUUCAACUUGGAAAAUGACAUGGUCUGUGUAGACAUCUCCAUGGCCAGCAUCCAUUCACUUCGUGAUCAGACAACUGGACGUGUGCACUUUAGUACGGAUUUGAAGGACUUAAUGAGGCAGGCUGGAGAAGUUACAUUUGUAGAUGCACACAGAAACAAAAAUGAAGGGGUGGUUGAGUUUGCCACAUCUAGUGACAUGAGAAAUGCUCUCAACAAGCUGGAAGGUAAAGAGAUAAAUGGUCGAAAAAUAAGAUUAAUUGAAGAUCGGAAACGCAGGACCAGAAGCAGAUCUCACAAUAGAAGUUCCUCAAGAUCUCGCAGUCGGUCACCAUCAUCUAAGCAGUCAAAAUCAGAAAGUAGAUCCAGAAGCAGGAGUCGUGGUAAAUCCCAUUCUGCAAGCAGAUCACCUGUUAGAAAAGAUCAACCAGUGAUGAAUAACCAGGCUCAUUCAAGAUCAAAAUCUUCUGGAUUGACAAACCAAUCAAGAUCCAGAUCACGUUCUGUUGAAAGUGCUGAUUAGACAAUGAUUGUAAAAAGCUGUUUUCUUCAGAAAAUGAUAUUAGCUAUCUUUUGCUUGAGAUUGUUUGUGGAUGCUUCUUUGUUCAUGUAAGUUUUUGUUGAACUGUAAAAGACAAAUAUUUCUUUAAUACAUUAAAGUCACUAAUGGAAAAUAAUUUGCUUAUAUUAGAACUGGUUUAAAGUUCUAUGCUGCUUUGGUAUUGAAUAUAUAACGGAUAGAUUGAGUAAAUUGAUAUCAGAUUGUUUCUGAAAAGCUGUGGCAUAACUUAGACUCUCUUCAUAUUCUGUUAAUUAUAACUGAUACAUUAUACUUUUUAAACCAAUAAAUGUUAUUACAACA